Molecule: messenger RNA, 799 nt
Organism: Gastrolobium bilobum
Lineage: Eukaryota; Viridiplantae; Streptophyta; Magnoliopsida; Fabales; Fabaceae
Product: protein disulfide-isomerase 5-1
Exons: 5
Coding region: 47-505 (152 amino acids)
Biological process (GO): protein folding
Cellular component (GO): endoplasmic reticulum
Molecular function (GO): protein disulfide isomerase activity
Source: RefSeq, a predicted model, not a curated record
AAAGUUUAGUUUUGGGUACCGAAGAGAGCGAGCUUAGGUCAGAGCCAUGAGAACUCACACUAAACCUGCUUCCUCUCUUCUCCUAACAAUAAUAACAUGUCUCAUUCUUCUCACCUUUUCUAUUCCCACCCAAUCCGAGGUUAUAACCUUAACCUCUGACACGUUCUCUGAUAAGAUCAAGGAGAAAGACACUGCAUGGUUUGUGAAAUUCUGCGUUCCCUGGUGCAAGCACUGUAAGAACCUGGGUUCAUUGUGGGAUGACUUGGGGAAGGCAAUGGAAGGAGAAGAUGAAAUAGAGAUUGGAGAAGUGGAUUGCGGUACUGAAAAGCCUGUCUGUAGCAAAGUUGAUAUUCAUUCCUAUCCUACCUUUAAGGUUUUCUAUGAUGGCGAAGAAGUUGCCAGAUACCAAGGUUCAAGGGAUGUUGAAUCAUUGAAAUCCUUUGUUUUGGAAGAAGCUGAAAAGGCAGCAGCAAAAGCACAGCUUGACAGUGGUAAAGAAUUAUAACAACUUUUAAGUCAUUACCUGGGGAUUGCAACCAGCUCUUUACUGCAGGCGGUGCAUAUCACAGAUUAGUAAUCAUCGCUGGGUUCAGGUUGAGCUUAGCGAAGAUCCAUUCUGCUCUGCUCUGCUCAUUGUUUGUUUGACGUCGUAGUUGUGAAUUUAGAACUAAUUUUGCAUAGUGCCACAUACUGUUUCUUUUAUACUUUACAAAACUGAUAACAUCUUGUUCACGUUAAAGUUUCAAUACGAUGGUCGUUGAUGUUUAAUCAGAAAUCAUGCUUGAGGAUUUGUUCUUCU